This is a messenger RNA of Poecilia latipinna (sailfin molly), 853 nucleotides long. RefSeq lists its product as uncharacterized. The transcript has 5 exons. Lineage: Eukaryota; Metazoa; Chordata; Actinopteri; Cyprinodontiformes; Poeciliidae. The coding region runs from base 67 to 717 and encodes 216 amino acids. The record is from RefSeq and is a predicted model, not a curated record.
CUGUAUUUGUGUUGAAGAGCAGUUUGACUGUAAAUCACCUGACGUAAACCGCAAGUCAGAGCGCGCAUGCGCUGGGAUUUUUUACUAUAUAAGAAAGCGAUUGCCUCUUUUAGGGAUUAUUUUAUCAGAACCACCGCAGUCAUGGGUAGCCCCGGCCAGCAGAACCCGAAUUCCGCGGCUGACAAUAAUCUGACUAAAAUAAUAGAAAGAGCAUCGACAACUCAGGUUAUGACGUUUAAAGGGUUCAGCAUGCAGAGACUCUUCCAAGUGAUGCAGGCUGUGGCUGUGAGAAGCUGCAGCAAAGCCUGCCAGUUCUUCUGCCUCCCUGCUGUUGAAAAGAGGAAAGGUUCCUCAGAUAAGACUCUUCAUCUCAGGGAGGAGAAAAACGCACAAGAUCGACUCACGAGCCCGCCUCCUACCGUUCUGAUCAUUAACAUCAGCAACUCCACCAUGAUCAACUGCGUCAUCGGGGAUUCCCACCCCUCCGCAGCGGGUGAGCGGCGGCCUCUGUUGGAGGGCUCUCAGCUGCAGAAAGCAGUUGAGGUGAGCUGCAGUUGCUGCCAAAGCCUGCAGGAGGCGGCACAGGCCGCGCCUUCAGAGCCUCCUCAUCCACUCGCGCAGCACCAGAACAUCAUCAUCCACGGCUCGUGCCUCAGCAACGUCAUCGUGGGAGACAACAACUACAUGCACGUUCAACAGGACGAACUGCUCGACUAAAAGCAGUUCGUCCCAGAGACAUCUGAAGCCUCUCACACUAAAGGCAGGAAGGGACUUCAAGCAGUCUCACUGACAUCACUGCUGGUUUGUUUGUCCCAUGACUCGUGAACAUGUCAAACAGGGGUGCUGUUAAAAA